Pieris napi is the source of this 1677-nucleotide messenger RNA. RefSeq names its product ionotropic receptor 75a-like. The record is from RefSeq and is a predicted model, not a curated record. Bases 187 to 1440 code for a protein of 417 amino acids. NCBI's taxonomy places the organism in Eukaryota, Metazoa, Arthropoda, Insecta, Lepidoptera, Pieridae. The transcript has 13 exons.
CCGGACGGCGUCAACUUUUUUGAUUCAGGUUACACGUUAUAUGACAUAUUUAACUUUGGUAAAAUACAAGGAGGUAAUUUACAGAAAGAAAUUACAGGCCAUUGGAGUCAAGAAACAGGUCUAAUUGUGAAGAAAAGUUUCAAAUACACACGACGAUUUGAUUUUCAAAGACUUGCACUAAGAUUAAUGAUAGUGUAUCAAGGUAAACCCGAAGAAUUUCGCCCUGAAAUAAUAUUAGAAAGAGAUGUGGCACCAGGUAUAUCUAUGGUGACACAGACUAGCGGCAUGAUACUUAACGAACUGGCAACUAUACAUAAUAUCAACUUCAAUUAUAGUAUAUGUGACAGAUGGGUUGGAGAUUAUAAAAGAGAAAGUCCGAAUGCUGUGACUAAUUCAUUGUAUUUUAAGGAAAUUGAUAUAACACCAACAUUACGUUUUUUACCUUCUCAUAUGGACUACUAUGAUGUUAUACACCAAUAUGUAACAUAUGCUGAAGGUAAAUACUUCUACCGCAUCCCAACUACUGGAGUGGGUAAGUUUGAAAACCAAUUCCUCACACCAUUUACCCGAGAUGUCUGGUUUACUGCGAUCGGAGUAAUAACGCUAUGUGGUUUUGGCCUGUUAUUGAGCGCAAAACUGGAGAAUCGACCGAAGUCAGGACAUUAUGCGUUUUUCUCAGUUGUGGCAUUAUCUUGUCAACAAUUUUUCGAAGAUAUAGAUGACGGUGUUGUAAAGAGGAACUCCACGGCUCGAAAGCUUACUAUUCUAGUAACUGGUGUAUCAUGCGUUCUGAUUUUCAACUACUACACAAGCAGCGUUGUCAGUUGGUUGUUAAACGGACCACCACCAUCUAUUAACUCUUUAUGGGAACUGAUGGAUAGCCCUCUUGAACCGAUCUUUGAGGAUGUUGGUUACACCUGGUCCUGGCUUCAGCUACCCGAUUAUUAUUACAAUAAAAAAAACGCGCGCGCUGAAGAUGUUUUGAAGAAGAGAAUUAAAAAGAAAGGAAAUUUAAUUCUAACAUCCCCAAUGAAGGGUGUGGAAAUGGUUAGAACUGGAGCAUAUGCCUUCCAUUGCGAUGCGAACAGUGCAAAUAAAUACAUAGCGAAAACUUUCACGCCGAAAGAGCUCUGUGACUUGGAUUCUUUGCCGUCUUUUGAAAAAGCACUAUUGUAUACAUCGGUUCAGAAAAAUAGUCCUUACAGAGAGUUCUUUAUUUGGAGUUACGCUCGAAUAACAGAACAAGGAAUAAUGAAAUUAAUUCAAUCUCGAACGUAUCCCCGUGUGAUGACAUGUGAAGGGAGUUCUCCAAGAGCCCUAGCACUUGGAGGCGCUACUCCGGCAUUCAUAAUGCUUGCUAUCGGAUAUGUUGCCGGCACAUUUAUUAUGUUUAUGGAAAGGAUUUUGAAAGCUCACGAGCAUAAAAAGCUUGCAAACUGAUAAUGAACGUUGAAGGACUAAAUAACAAGAAUGAUAGGUGUACAUUUUUCAUCAUAGUAGUUUUUAAUUGUGAAGUCACGAUAUCAAUAGUUAUUUUCAAUAGCAAUACAACCUUUGAUUAAAAAUUUGUAUCUGUAUGUAUAGUAUUAAUAUAUAUAAUGUAUGUGUGACGCUUUUAUAAAUUUAAUUUAUGUAUUAUAAUAUAUUAUUAUGUAUCAGCAUAAAUAAAUAAACGAU